AUGCGCAAUGCGACCUUUCGACUGGUCCCGUCAACGUUCAUGGGUGCUGUUGUCCUCAUCGACUCCCACAAUGCUACAGAAUCGCCUCAUCCAGAAUGGCGUCAUCCACUGGUCGGUGUCAUUCUGGCCGGACUCUGUUUGUUGACAGUCUCCGGCAACGUGCUGGUUGUUGUAGCCGUUUGCACAAAGAAGUACCUCAGAAAUCCGACCGGGUAUUUGAUUGUAUCGUUGGCGUUCGCCGACCUUGUAGUAGGAUUAGUAGUAAUGCCGCUGAACAGUUUAUUCGAAAUGACACGACAUGUGUGGCUGUUAGGUAAGUUUUUUAAAUUUUUUUUUCAUUAGUUGUGGUUAAAAUUAGUUUAUUUUUUAAUUUUUUCGAGUUAUUUUUGAAUUUAUGGUGAAAAACGAAGACUAAUAUUUGUAUUUACAGUAUUUUUGACCAACACAAUUUAAUUGUGAUGACGUCCAAUUAAUUACUCUUUUUAGGCCUCACAAUGUGUGACAUUUUCCAUGCCUUGGAUAUCUUGGCAUCAACAAGUUCAAUAUGGAACUUGUGUGUAAUUAGUCUGGACCGGUACAUGGCGGGCCAAGAUCCCAUCGGCUACAGAGACAAGGUCUCCAAACGCCGUAUCCUAAUAGCAAUCGUCUUCGUUUGGGUCAUGUCGGCGUGUAAGUGGGCAUUCCAAUGGAUCCAAAUUAAAAUGCGCAAUUCCGGCCAUUAAAUGGCCAAUAAUAGUAACGCGCACAACUUUCGAGAUUACUUUCCCCAAGUUUUAUAAAUUGCUAAUAGCACAAUGGAACGCCUACAGUAAUAACAAUAUUGUAGGUCUGGCGUUUCCGGCGAUUAUUUGGUGGCGAAAGACGUCGCCCCAUCUCUACAAAGACCAGUACCAAUGUGUGUUCACGGACAACUGGAUCUACGUCGCCUUCUCGUCCUUGGUCUCCUUCUACAUCCCCAUGAUAUUGAUCUUGUUUGCUUAUGGCCGUGUUUUCUUGAUUGCGACACGACACUCAAGACAGAUGAAGGACGGAGUGAAAAAGGUAAGGUUUGUUUGUUGGGGUUUCAACAUACCAUGGGUGUAUAUGUAGAUCUUUACAUAUUAUGCAUGAAUUUCCAUGAGACAGCCACAUGAUAUAAGUUAACUUUCCAUACAGAAUCCGGGGAUUUUCUCAACAAGAUUUAGGAGAUUAUCUUCAAGGAAACAACGUCGACUUCAUUACACAUUUUAAUUUUUAAAUUUCGUUUUGCACUUUCCAAUGGUCACACCGAAGCCAACUUUAUGACACAAAUUAAGACCCAAUGGAUUUUGUUUCAGAGAAUGAUGUACAACAACUUAAGUACAGAAUUAACUUUAAAAAUUCAAAAUAAAUUUUUAAAAAGUCAGAUUUUAGUUACUUUUUACCCAAAUUGACCACAUGAACUGAUUAAGUGCUUUUCAGGUAAAGAACAAGAACUGGCGGCCCGGUUUCGACGACACCGCCGCUCAGCUUCGAAUCCACUUCGGCCGCGCACGACCGAAAACUUCGGCCAUCGCUAAUGUGAUUUUGGCGGCGAAUGGAGCCGCCGUAAACACACAACGAAUCCAGCAGAAAGAAGAAGGAAGUAAAGUCAUUCUGUCCAGAUCUUCCGAGAACGGUCCCGGCAUACAGAAGGCGGUAGGUAAUCAGACGAACUUUGACAUUAUAAUGUUAUUUCACUCUGCUUAAAACCCGAAUUGUGCUAAAUGCAGACACUUGUCUUGUGAUGUCCUGUACGAGCACAAAUGUCAUUGUACUAUGCGAACUUGACGUAUACGAAUAUUUGUUUAGGCGUCGGAGAGAAGCUCCAGCUCGCAAGGGGACUUCGAACGGACUAAAUCCUCCGAAAACUGCGGCAAAGCGGUCGAAAACGGCAAAACUUUAUACAGAAACAUAAACAAAUCCAACUCGACAGUCGGGACGACACGUCGUGAGAACGACGCCGACAUGGUGGGCAUCAACAACAUGAAGAAGGAAGCGUCAAUGGUCGUGCUCAGCAAGGUUUGUAUCAAAUCACAUUACGUUUGAUAUCCUUUUAAGUCGGUCGCGUUGCUCCGGCAUUGUACGAUUACUGUCGUAUGUUUUCCGCCACAGCACGACAUACUGUAAUUAGAUUUUAGUAUUAUGUUAUUUAUGAUGACCAAAACAAAAAGCAAUUUCGCGUUUUAUAUGUCGUAAACUAAUCCGAUCUUUAUCCAGCUACUGUGUUUUCAAAUUACAGUAUGUUUUUGUGUUGCAAUAUGUUCGGUACUACUCCUCUCAUCUUAAAUUAACACAAGUAACUCAAUGUUAAUAUUGUACAUUUGCAGAACGAUGAUGUAAAGACCUGUCUUCUGGCCCAACAGCUGGCCAAAGACAAGAAAAAGACAGGAAUGCGUGAAAAGUCCAGACAGAUGAUGAAGUACGUCCACGAACAACGUGCCGCGAGAACGUUAUCUAUUAUUGUGGGAGCGUUUAUAUUGUGUUGGCUGCCGUUCUUCAUUGUUUCCCCGUUUAUCGCCGUAUGUCCAUCAGUAAGUUUGUUUGUUGUGCCCACUUCAGACAAGUGCUACAGCUUUUCUGCCAAGAAAUAUUGUUUUACACGUUUCAAAACCCGGGUCAAAACAUGCAAUACUUAAGGAUAUAAACAAGCUAAAGCACAUACUAAAUGCCAUUCAUACAUUACUUCAGAACAUUUGCGUGUUCCCCAAAAAAGGUUUUCUGAAUAUUUUAGAGCUUUGCGGCAUAAAAGUAAUUUCCUAAACAGCUCGCAAUAGCCGUUCUGCAAAUGUGAUAAUCAAACCUUUCAUGAAUACAUAACAACUUGACCUUUCAGUGUGUUGGAAACCAUGAGCUGAUCUUCUCCUUGAUCACAUGGGCUGGGCACAUCAACUCCAUGUUAAACCCGCUGAUCUACUCCAGAUUCUCUCGUGAUUUCCGCAAAGCCUUCAAACAAAUUCUGACUUGCCAGAGGGAAAAACCGACCAGAAAAGCCAUCAAGACUCCCCUCAACAUUGUCUUCGCCCAACUGGUAUCCAUCACACAGCUCUGGGAACAGCCUCCUGAAAGCAACUUGUCCUAG
Messenger RNA from Bursaphelenchus okinawaensis, 3079 nucleotides. The record is from the annotation of a GenBank genome assembly. Lineage: Eukaryota; Metazoa; Nematoda; Chromadorea; Rhabditida; Aphelenchoididae.